Molecule: messenger RNA, 3145 nt
Organism: Phyllotreta striolata
Lineage: Eukaryota; Metazoa; Arthropoda; Insecta; Coleoptera; Chrysomelidae
Source: the annotation of a GenBank genome assembly
AUUCAAUCAGGUGUAAAGGGGUAGUUGAUUCACGUGUGAUGAGAUUUAUUUCAACAAUAAAUAUUGUUGUUGAAGACGCUACGAGACGGCUAUCGGUGCGCGAAAAUCCACACUCGGUUAUCCCCCAACAGCUUCGUAUAAUAACCGUCCUCGGUUAUUCGGUAUAUCUUUCGAUAUUCGCAAACAAUCUGCCUGCUUCGUCAUAACCUAACAUUCGUGUUUAGUGUGUUUAAACAAUAGUUGAAUAUUAAAAGUAUUGCGUUUCGUUCGCACAUUUCUCUUCUAGAUAUAGUGUUUAGUGGCUAAAGCGGCGUACCGGCUAUUAAAUUCGUCGAAAAAAUCGGAAACUCGUGGCAAAUGUUAACAUAUUGAUUUUGAGGUUAUGGAUGUCGACCUGCUCAGAGAUGGGGAGCAUUUCUCCACUUUUGAAUUCAUGGAUGAGUACUCGGACGAGUUAUCACAUUUGGACAGUGAUAGCGGGCACGAGUUCAACAAGAAGGAGUGCGAUUGGAAUUUGGAUACCGAAAGAGAGAUAAACGGAGACAUAGCCCUGAUACCGGUGUGCGACUUAAAUUUAAGCAACUUCAACGAUCCCCUAUCGAACAUCGAAGACUUCCACAAGAUCGUGUCGGACCUGCAGCAAUUCAUUAACAUCGACCCGAGUACGGAACUAGGCGUGAUCGAUCCCGUCCAAACGGACAGUCACAAAAUCGAACCGUUAGACCCUAACAUAGCGAAUUUCGACAUUACGAAAUACAUAAACGAAGACGAUUUAUCCCCGAGCGAACCUCCCGCCAAGAAAGUAAAGGCCGGCGUCAAGAAAAUCGAUUUGAACGCCCAACGGUACUUGAUCGACGACGACGAAGACGUCGAUGUGGAGACCAUCGAUUGCGAUAUAUCGCCCGUGCUCGAGGCCAAAGACGUUACGAGCCUGUUGGAGCAGUUCGAGGCCACCGAAUUGCCCGAGCUGCCCAGCAAUUUCAUCGAGGACGGCUACGGCAAAGCGCCGGUGAAGUUCGAUAUAAAACAGGAAUUGCUCGACGAGCCUAUCGAUGUGAAUUCCGAGCCCGAGGCCGCCGAUGAAAUCGAGAAAAUCCAUCUAGCUAAAGACGAAGUCGCCGACGAUUAUACGUACAGUAAGGGGAAACGGAAAAAUGUUGUUAAGGAGCAUAAGAAAAUUGAUGAAAAUGUUGUUGAAGCAAAAAUCAGUAAGAUCCCGACUCCCCAACCGCCCGCGGCCGUCGCGCCCACCGCCGCCUCCAAACCGAAUCAACCGCCCCUUACACCGAACAAGCAGAUCCUCGACUCCCUGCCCAAGGAGCUCAUCGAACGCAUCCGCGAGUCCUCCAAGCGAAAAUCCAUAUCUGUGAUACCCCCCAUACCGGCGAGGAAGCGGGGCGCGCCGCCCGCCGGCCCCCCUUCGAAGAAACCCAAGCCGCUCGAAGCGCCGCCGCCGGUCGGCAUCGAAACCGUCCGCCUCGAUCACGACUAUUGCUGCGCGAGCUCGACCGUCGGCCUCAAGCACUAUCCCAAGGUGCCCAUGAAAGACUCGGGCUUCGAGUCCGCCGACGAGGACGAUCGAACGCUCAUCGCCAAGCAACCGAUGGUCAAAAACGUCGACGGGAAACUCAUGGUCUCUUUACUCAAAGUGAACACCAUACACACGUCGAAGGCGAACGAGAAGAAGAAGAAACUGAACCUGGAGGAGUACAAGAGGCGGCGCGAGGGGGUGCUGAAGUCGCACAACAACUCGCUGACGUCGUCGCCGUUGAGCAGCGCCUGCAGCUCGCCGUCGCCCGAAGACGAGACGACGAAGAUGCUGCGCCAUCGCGAGAAGCUGCUGAAGAUGGCCAAGGAGGUGCUGAAGGCGACGCCGAAGAGCGACCGGAAGGCGGACGAGGGAACGCCGGCGGCGUUGGCGCCGCUGCCGUUGCAGUCGGUGCCCGCCGACAUGGAGAUGAAGACGUUGGUCAGCACCGGCGUGAAUACGGACUUCAAGAUAUGCGGCAGUAGUUUGGAUCCGUUGGCGCCGGUGGAGCGUUUGGACGAAAUCAAACCGUUGCUGCAGAAGGCCAGCGAUAAGAUCAACGAAAACUCUCUGAUUACUUCGGUGAUCCAGAACAUACCUAAAGUCAUAGAUAUUUGCGAUAAGAAAUUGGCCGAAUCGGGCGCUCAAAGCGCCGCUAAGGUGACCGGCGAGCACGGCGAAGACAAAACGAUAGUGUAUCUGGCGAAGAACAGGGCGCCUAAGGAGACGAGAAGCGUCGAAUGCCAGACGAACAUCUCUUUGAUACAACAGAGCAACGCCUGCAGGACGUACAGACGACAGAGGCGGUUGUCGUCCGAUUCGACCUCUUCGGAAUCGUCGAGGGAGAGCAGAAGAAGCCGAGGGAACCGCAGCAGGGACACCAGCAAGGAUAGCUCGAGGUGUAGUUCGAGGAACUCGAAGAGCUCCAAAUCGUCGUCCUCGUCGUCGUCUUCUUCUUACUCUUCGAGAUCGUCGUCUAGGUCGCCGUCGCCGCGGUACGCGCGCAAGGACAAGGAGCGGUUCAAGGAGGUGGAGGAGCGCCGCGUGAUAUACAUCGGCAGGAUACCGCCGAGGACGAAAAAGGAGGAUUUGAAGAAGAGAUUCCAGAAGUUCGGUCCCAUAACGAACGUCAGCUUGCAUUCGAGAGACCACAAUUACCUGGAUAAUUAUGGAUUCGUGACGUUCGCGAAUAAAUUGGACGCCUACGAAGCGAUAGAGCACGGUAACGACGAUCCGUGGUUGCCGAAGUUCGAUUUGAGCUUCGGGGGAAGAAGGAUAUUUUGCCAGACGAGCUACUGCGAUCUGGAUAAUAUGAGGGACGAGUGCGGCUAUUUUGUUCCACGUAGCGAUGAUUCCUUCGAUCAGCUGUUGAAGGAGAUGCAAGACAAAUUGCGCAAACGUAGGGCUUGACAUUUGUUGUUGGAAUUUAGAGAGGAAAUUACGUUGAUUUUUUUACUGCGUCUUUAGGAGAACCACACAUUAUUUUUUUUUUGUUGCAAAACGAAUAAUAAUCAUCAUCAUGGCGAAACUUUUUUUUAAAUUUUUUUUUUUCAGUAUGUACAGGAUGUCUUGUUAUUUUGUUUUUAGGGUAAUUAGAUUAAGUGACUUUUUCGUGUA